AUGGAUACAAACAUGCGCCUGGGCGUAUCCCAUGCCACACAAAUAUGGGAUGAUCUCGGUGCUGCUUUGGUUUUCGUGAUCACCACGUUUUACUUAUUGCUUGCAAAAUUCGAGAAUGAUCCCUACCAUCACCUAUGGUUCGAGCGGCCACAGGCAGAUAUGAAAACCAAGGCAAAAGAAGCCGAAUCGAAUAUUGCGAAAUUUUUGCGAGAGUCGGGUCAAGAUAUCGUGAUAUUUUACGGGUCUCAGUCUGGCACAUCCCAACGGUUGGCCCAACUCCUUGGUCACGCGAUCGAUCGCCAGUUUUCCAAGUCAGUCUGUAUCGCGAGUCUCGCCGACUACGACAGCAGCUCAAUUGCUGAGAUUGCUCGCAAAAGUCUCAUCAUCUUUAUUCUCUCAACAUAUGGCGAAGGCGAGCCCCCAGACAAUGCACUCUCAUUCUAUGAUUGGCUUCAAAAGGGUCGAGAUACAAGACAUCUUGAAGGGCUUCGCUUCUCGAUAUUGGGAUUAGGCAGUAGCAACUAUAAGUCUUACAAUCAAUUCGCACGUUCUACAUUCGAUCUCUUGUGUGACUCCGGCGCCGCUCCGAUCCUCGAGUUGUCCCUUGCUGAUGACGCCCUUGGAUUGGCUGAAGAAGACUACCAUAGCUGGGCUACCAACCUCUUUCAGGUUCUGGUUGACAAGUUAGGCAUGCAGGAGAUGCCUCGGCCCUAUGAACCGUCACUGCAAGUCGACUUUUGCGAUGAAAAUUGCAUUGAUGAAUCAAUUUACGCUCCAACUCAAAAGUCCGAGACAAAAGGCAAAAGGACAAACACAAGCCCGGGUACAAUAUCUUGUCUACCGGUAUUGGAGACUCGUUACCUCACAAAUUCACUUGAUCGACCAGUUUUUCAUCUGGAGUUCGAUCUAUCGGCUCGACCCGAGUUGAAAUACGCUACGGGGGACCAUCUCGGCCUCUGGCCAGAAAAUGAAGACACUGAAGUCCAAAAACUACUGGGAAGACUCGAUAUCCCGUCGGCUAAUUUCACGAAGUGUCUGAACAUCCAGUCCGCCAAUCGUGACUCUUUCUGGAAUCCUGUUUGGGAUGGCCCGAUCACGAUACAUGCUUUGUUCAAGAGACAUCUGGAAAUCGCCGCGCCAGUAUCACGAGACUUCAUUCAAGAUUUGCAGCAAUUUGCCCCGACAGCCACAUCAAAACUGUUUUUGGAUUCGCUGUUGUCGGAUGGAGCGCGGUAUAUGCAUUAUAGAUCUACCUGCAACAUUACGCUAGGGUCUCUUAUGCUAGACGCAUGUCCAAACCAAUUGUGGCAAAUCCCAUUAUCGUUUCUAUUGGAACGCGUCCCAGUGAUGCGACCACGAUAUUAUUCCAUAGCCUCAGCUUCGAGCGUUACACCACGCCGGAUUGCUAUUACCGUCAGCUUGAACACAAUCCAUUUGCAAAAUACCAGGGAGACUGUUAAAGGCCUGGCAUCGCACUACCUACUACGAAGAUUUAUCGCACCUCAAAAAGUGGCUGCUUCGCCUAUUUCUGAGAACGGUGAACCUGAUUCGUCGCUGAAAGUUGAGAGAUCAGCUUUCUGUCACAUUCGAAAAUCCAAGUUGAGAAUGCCAGCAGCCCCAUCCCAGCCUAUCAUUAUGAUUGCCACUGGUUCCGGUAUUGCCCCAUUCCGAGGGUUUGUCCAGCACAUGGUGAAACAAGCAAAGCUGGGAAAGGAGCUUGGGCAAACAAUUCUCAUAUUUGGCUGCCGCGCGCCCACAGACCAUCUUUACAAGGAGGAGCUUGACUUUGCGGCAGAGCAACUGAACGGCAAACUCCUUCUCUUUACUGCCUAUUCCCAAGUUGGUGAGGAAAGCAGUCAUGUGCAAGAUAAGAUCAAGGAGCAGGAUCUUGUGACUGAAAUGAUUAUUGAGGAAGACGCGAGUCUUUAUAUCUGUGGUUCUACAGGUAUGGCGCGUAACGCCAGUCAAGCAUUGCGAGAUGCACUUUCCCAACGCUACAAGUGGUCCGAUUCAGAAUUUGCAGCUUUCGAGUUGACGAGGAAGAAAGCCCGGCGAUGGCAAGAGGAUGUUUGGGGUUGA
This is a messenger RNA of Penicillium waksmanii, 2079 nucleotides long. RefSeq names its product NADPH cytochrome P450 oxidoreductase family protein. The transcript is spliced from 2 exons. The record is from RefSeq and is a predicted model, not a curated record. NCBI's taxonomy places the organism in Eukaryota, Fungi, Ascomycota, Eurotiomycetes, Eurotiales, Aspergillaceae. Gene Ontology annotation, cellular component: cytosol. Gene Ontology annotation, molecular function: FMN binding; NADPH-hemoprotein reductase activity; flavin adenine dinucleotide binding. The coding region runs from base 1 to 2079 and encodes 692 amino acids.